Oryctolagus cuniculus (rabbit) is the source of this 2226-nucleotide messenger RNA. RefSeq names its product flap structure-specific endonuclease 1 (gene FEN1). The record is from RefSeq and is a predicted model, not a curated record. Gene Ontology annotation, molecular function: manganese ion binding; magnesium ion binding; 5'-3' exonuclease activity. Gene Ontology annotation, cellular component: nucleus. Lineage: Eukaryota; Metazoa; Chordata; Mammalia; Lagomorpha; Leporidae.
GGUGUGCUCGGAGCUGGGAUCUGUGGGGCCUGAUGUAGUACCCUACUCCUGGAGCAGAGUGAGCAACGCAAGAAUAGGGAAGGCUUAGCUGAGCGAGUCCUUUCUCCCUAGCGAAACUGUUUGCCUUGGGAGCAAGGUGUUCGAGAGAGCCAGAGCGUGCACUACGCUCCCCAGGAAGCUGUGCGCCGCGGGCCGGUCACGUGACGGGAGCGCGGGCUUUGGAAGGCGGCGGAGUGAGGGUCUGCCCGCGACAAGAGCUGAGGGGAGCGGAGCUUAGGACUGUGCUGGGCAACACCUGGCGAAGCGCUACCUGCCCAGGCCUCGCGCCGCAAAGGCCAGCCAUCCCUCCUCCAAAUUGCCAUGGGAAUUCAAGGCCUGGCCAAACUGAUUGCCGAUGUGGCCCCCAGUGCCAUCCGGGAGAAUGACAUCAAGAGCUACUUUGGCCGCAAGGUGGCCAUUGACGCCUCCAUGAGCAUUUAUCAGUUCCUGAUCGCGGUCCGCCAGGGUGGGGAAGUGCUGCAGAACGAGGAGGGUGAGACCACCAGCCACCUGAUGGGCAUGUUCUACCGCACCAUCCGCAUGAUGGAGAAUGGCAUUAAGCCUGUGUAUGUCUUUGACGGCAAGCCCCCACAGCUCAAGUCAGGGGAGCUGGCCAAACGCAGUGAGCGGCGGGCAGAGGCGGAGAAGCAGCUGCAGCAGGCUCAGGCUGCCGGAGCUGAGGAGGAGGUGGAAAAGUUCACCAAGCGGCUGGUGAAGGUCACCAAACAGCACAAUGACGAGUGCAAACAUCUGCUGAGCCUCAUGGGCAUCCCAUACCUCGACGCGCCCAGUGAGGCAGAGGCCAGCUGUGCAGCCCUGGUGAAGGCUGGCAAAGUCUAUGCUGCGGCCACAGAGGACAUGGACUGCCUCACCUUCGGCAGCCCUGUGCUGAUGCGGCACCUGACUGCCAGUGAGGCCAAGAAGCUGCCCAUCCAGGAGUUCCACCUGAGCCGGAUUCUGCAGGAGCUGGGCCUGAACCAGGAGCAGUUUGUGGAUCUGUGCAUCCUGCUGGGCAGCGACUACUGUGAGAGCAUCCGGGGCAUCGGGCCCAAGCGAGCUGUGGACCUCAUCCAGAAGCACAAGAGCAUCGAGGAGAUCGUGCGGCGGCUCGACCCCAAUAAGUACGCUGUGCCAGAAAAUUGGCUGCACAAGGAGGCCCAGCAGCUCUUCUUGGAGCCCGAGGUGCUGGACCCAGAGUCUGUAGAGCUGAAGUGGAGUGAGCCAAACGAAGAAGAGCUGGUCAAGUUCAUGUGUGGUGAGAAGCAGUUCUCCGAGGAGCGAAUCCGCAGUGGAGUCAGGCGGCUGAGCAGGAGCCGCCAAGGCAGCACCCAGGGCCGCCUGGACGAUUUCUUCAAGGUGACCGGCUCACUCUCUUCAGCUAAGCGCAAGGAGCCAGAACCCAAAGGAUCGGCUAAGAAGAAGGCAAAGACUGGGGCAGCAGGGAAGUUCAAACGGGGAAAAUAAAGAUGUUUCCCUUCACCGUAUCUCCUUGACCCCAGAAUAUCUGCCUUGUACCCUCCAGAGCUACAGCUAGAAGAAUCUCCAUGGGGGUGGGGAGGGGAUUCCAUUACUUUCCUAGUGCUAUGCUUCUCAGUAGCUUUUUCCUUUUUUUUUUUCCUUUCCCCACUUGAUCUCUUGGCAGAAAGACAUAAAGGUGUUUGUUUUCUUUUUUAGCUCAGGAAAGUGAGUCAGGCUCAAACCACUUCUCAGGCAGUUUAAUGGACACUGGACCCAUUGUUAUAUGAAAGUGAUAGCAACAAAUUUGGAGAAGGAAGAGGGAGAUAAAUGAUGGAGAUGAAAGACUGUGGAAAUGAAUUCCUGGCUGGCCAACUGAUGGCCUGUGGGAGGUGAUGGAACCAGACUGCUCUCUAGGUCAGCCUUGACCCACCCUGAAAGAUAGCCAUCAGGAAGACCCAGUCUUUGCAGGUGGUGAGAGCGCCCGACAGGCAAGCAGGAGGGUUUGGUUACUGGCUUUGUCUUGAGGUGGGCAGAAACUUGAACUUGCUAUGUAAUUUGAAUCUUUACAGUGGUUAUUUGGAGGAGUAGGGUGAUAGUGUUCUUACGGCCUUUCUGAGGCAGUCGAACUGAAUUGCGACGUUGGGUAAGACACUGGUUUGUGCGUCCUGUUUUUGUGUUAAAGAUAAAAAGAGAAAAAAAAUCAAUAAAAUAAAAGUAGCCAGAACGUCA